AUGGUCAGGGGAGCGGUGGGCAACCCUGGCCUCUGUCCCUCUUUCCUUCCUUCCCUCCCUCCUCUGAUGCCCUCCUCUAUCUCUGCCUCCCAAAGGCUUGCGCAGCUGUUUGUUGCAGCAGCCUUGGCUACAAGCUCCCCAGGCGAAGGGUGCACCUUUGGCUGGCCAGGGGGUGAUUCCCCAGCCCCUGUGGGGCAGUGUGAGGAGGCAUCUCUCUUUGGGGCGGGGGGGCAGCUCAGAGACAGCAGCUGCCCAGAGGAUUCCCUGGGAGAGGGGAGAGGAGAGGAGACUGAGGGAACACAUGCUCUCCUACUCUCUGGCAACUAA
Molecule: messenger RNA, 327 nt
Organism: Podarcis lilfordi (Lilford's wall lizard)
Lineage: Eukaryota; Metazoa; Chordata; Lepidosauria; Squamata; Lacertidae
Source: the annotation of a GenBank genome assembly